Messenger RNA from Pyrus x bretschneideri (Chinese white pear), 1369 nucleotides. RefSeq names its product expansin-B3-like. The record is from RefSeq and is a predicted model, not a curated record. Lineage: Eukaryota; Viridiplantae; Streptophyta; Magnoliopsida; Rosales; Rosaceae. The transcript has 4 exons. Gene Ontology annotation, biological process: sexual reproduction. The coding region runs from base 140 to 937 and encodes 265 amino acids. Gene Ontology annotation, cellular component: extracellular region; plasmodesma.
ACCUAUACCAAAAACAUAACACAACUACAUAACUGUCGGCAAAGCUUUGUGCUCACUUUUUAGCCAAACCAGUGCUCAGAACUGUUGCCCGCCACCGCCGCCACUCAACACGCCACUUAAUUAAGCAGCCUAGCUCACAAUGCAGCUUCUCCACCGUGGCUGCAGCCUUGUUUUGGUGCUGAAUUCGUUGCUUCUGCUUGUGUCUUGUCAAGUUCAGCAACCCGGGGCCAACACCCGCUGGCUCCCAGCCACCGCCACCUGGUACGGCAGUCCCGAAGGCGACGGCAGCGACGGCGGAGCAUGUGGGUACGGGUCAAUGGUGGACGUGAAGCCGUACAGGGCGAGGGUUGGGGCGGUGAGCCCAGUGCUGUUCAAGAGCGGCGAGGGGUGCGGGGCGUGUUACAAAGUCAAGUGUCUCGACCAGAGCAUCUGUUCGAGACGAGCCGUCACGAUAAUUGUGACGGAUGAGUGCCCGGGUGGUUACUGCUCGAAUGGGCGCACCCACUUCGACCUCAGUGGCGCCGCCUUUGGACGCAUGGCUGUCGCCGGUAAUGGCGGUCUGCUCAGAAACCGAGGCGAGCUCUCUGUCCUUUACCGACGGACACCAUGUAAAUAUCCUGGGAAGCAAAUAGCCUUCCAUGUAAAUGAAGGUUCAACAAAUUAUUGGCUAUCACUUCUGGUAGAGUUUGAGGAUGGAGAUGGAGACGUCGGAUCGAUGCAUAUAAGACCAGCAAGUUCUAGUGAGUGGAUCGAGAUGAGUCAUGUCUGGGGAGCUAAUUGGUGCAUAAAUGGGGGUCCUCUAAAUGGACCAUUCUCAGUGAAGAUUACAACUCUCUCAACAGCAAAAACUCUCUCUGCCAGAGACGUCAUUCCCAGUAAUUGGUCUCCAAAAGCCACUUACACUUCUCGCCUAAAUUUCCACUCCACUCCUAGCUAGCUUAUUUGACAAACAAGUCAAGAUAUAUAUAAGCACCUUUUUACAAAGCACUUUUUUAACUAAGCAUUUUCUAGGCCAUAAAAAAGGUCUAGCCCCCAUGACCCAAAAGUAGCCGUUGUCAGGGUGGUCUUUUUCUUUUAUUUUUCUUUCUUUUUUUUUUUUUUUUUUUUAAAAGAAAAGAAAAAGAAAAGUAGCCGUUGGAUUGCACUAGUUAAUUACAAUGGCAUCCAAUGCUCUUUCUUUAUUUUCUUUUGAGAUAUUGUUUUUCCUAUUUUGCUGCUGUUCCAACUGGUUUUGUUUGUAGAUGUGCACUAAGAUAUGUAGCCAGCCCUCUCCAAAAGGAGAGAGAGCGUGUGUUCUUGCUUUGUUAAUGCUAUAUGUAAGGUUGUGUGACCUAAUGUGUUUUUAAUGAAUUUGGACUAUUUGAUUGCA